AUGGCAACCACUCUCAUUUGUGCUUUUCUGUUUUGUGCAGUGCCAUCGGUGUUGGCAAUCGGUGAUUUGUGGCCGACCUGCUGGCCGGUGCCCUGCUGUACCUCGUGCAAUCCAGCAAACACUUCACAAGCCUACUACGACUACGCGGCCGACCAGGAGUAUUAUGGGUUUCUAGCCGAAACGCCGUCGGCCGGCGUUUGGUCUAAUUGGGUCGACUACACGGCGUGUACGAAAACGUGUGGACUGUUCGGGCGGAAAGUGCAGCGGAGAAACUGUACGUCGUGGUCGUUUGGUUGUCCAUGCACUGGGGCCUAUUCGCGACUCGUCCCUUGCCCUACAACCCCCUGCCCGUGCCCGAAAAACCCGUGUACGAACAUUGCGUGCGCCUCACCAUACCAAAAAUACUUAUCGCAUUCGACGGCUCCCGCUUCGUACCAGUGUGGAAAUGUGACUCGAGCCGAUGAUUUUAAUCGUACUGGCUAUUGUGAAGGGCUAAUGUUUGGCGACGUUGAGUGUAACCCUUGUCCACCAGGAGGAGUAUGGAGCGCCUGGUCAAAUGUCGGUCCAUGCUCGGCCACAUGUGGUCUUCACGGCAAAGUGAAUCAAACAAGAAGUUGUGAGUCGGCAGGCUAUGGAUGUGCUUGCACCGGUCCAACAACUCGGCAGUACCUUUGCCCGAAAAACCUAUGCCCAAAGGUUCCACACUGUGCGCCGGGAAAUGUGGUGGUGAAAAACCUUGUGACCAAGGCAAACCAGUGUGGGCUGCAAUUGGCACCCGAUCAAGUGCUUCAUCCACCAUGUGGCAGUUACACAACGACGACACCGAAGGGGACGACAACAACGACGACCCCAGCAACGGGA
Molecule: messenger RNA, 861 nt
Organism: Mesorhabditis belari
Lineage: Eukaryota; Metazoa; Nematoda; Chromadorea; Rhabditida; Rhabditidae
Source: the annotation of a GenBank genome assembly